Molecule: messenger RNA, 1070 nt
Organism: Theileria parva strain Muguga
Lineage: Eukaryota; Apicomplexa; Aconoidasida; Piroplasmida; Theileriidae
Gene: SLC25A37
Product: Mitochondrial carrier family protein
Exons: 4
Coding region: 144-1070 (308 amino acids)
Biological process (GO): iron import into the mitochondrion
Cellular component (GO): mitochondrial membrane
Molecular function (GO): ferrous iron transmembrane transporter activity
Source: RefSeq, a predicted model, not a curated record
UUAUAAUUUUAUUCAUUCUAUCGUAAUUUUAUUUAUUAAAUAUAAUAAUUUUAUAAUUUUAUUUAUUAAAUGUUGUAUUAAAUUUAAUGUAAAAUAUUUGAGUGAUUUAAAGUAUUUGAAUAAUGUAAAAUAUUUCUUGUAAAAUGGACUCGGAUCCUAAUAAUCCACUCGACUGGGAAAAUUGGACAGGUGAAUUACCGUUUUGGCAGCAUGCGUUUUGUGGUAGUAUUGCUGGUGUUAUGGAGCAUAUUUCGCUGUUCCCUUUGGACACCAUUAAGACCAGACUACAAACUAAUUCACCUAUUCACAAUUCUAUAAACAGUUCUGUUAACCCUAGAAACUCUUCUAAUUGUUAUACAAUUAGUAACGGUGUUAGAAGAUUAACGACGUAUACUGUGAAUACUAAGUUAGCUCCCACUAGAGGCCUGUAUACUAACCUGUUUAAGGGAAGUAAUGUUAUAAUAAUUGGCUGUAUUCCGGCGCAUGUAUUAUAUUUUACUGUGUAUGAGAAGAUAAAAAAUUCAGGCAAUAUUGCGAUUUCUGGCGCAACAGCUACGAUUUGCCAUGAUUUAAUUUUAACUCCAGCCGACGUUAUUAAGCAGAGAUUACAACUUAAUUUACACAGCAACACUGCGGAGUGUGUUGCUAAUCUACUCAGGAAUGAGGGAGUCACAGCGCUCUUCAGAUCACUUUCAAUCACACUUUUUAUGAAUAUCCCCUAUCACUCACUUCUCGUCACCAUUAUUCAUCUCCUAAAACAAGUUAACCAUGAAGAGAAGAUUAGCAACUAUAAACAAUUUGUUUACUCAGGACUGGGCGGUGCGAUAGCUGGAGCUUUAACGACACCUUUGGACGUCAUUAAAACGAGACUACAAACACAAACUUCACCACACCACCAACCCCUCAAAUACAAAAACGUGUUGAUGACGUUUAGGAAUAUAUAUCGUAAUGAGGGCUUGAGAGGGUUUACGAGGGGCAUGAGCACGAGGAUUGGCAUGUGUACGCCGUCCGCCGCCAUCUCUUGGGGCACAUACGAAACACUCAAAAAUCUCAUCAAACUACUCAACUAA